Sorex fumeus (smoky shrew) is the source of this 1482-nucleotide messenger RNA. It is a transcript of the gene TEKTL1, whose product is annotated as tektin like 1. The transcript has 8 exons. NCBI's taxonomy places the organism in Eukaryota, Metazoa, Chordata, Mammalia, Eulipotyphla, Soricidae. The record is from RefSeq and is a predicted model, not a curated record. The coding region runs from base 1 to 1482 and encodes 493 amino acids.
AUGACUGUCCUGGUUCCGCCGGCCGCGCGCGACCAGGACAUGUCCGUGGGGGCCCGCGAGUGGCGCGCGGCGGCGCAGGCCGCGGUGAGGAAGGCGGAGCAGCUGACGGAGCGCUGCGGGCAGGAGGCGGUGACCAUGUGGCAGCCCGCGGACGGCGGUGGCGGCGCGCGGGACGCCGACGUGGCCCCCCACCUGUGGCGCGCCGCCUACAUGCAGCCCUGGCGCUUCCGCGUGGAGCGGGCGCCGGGCGGCGCGCCCGUGGAGAGGCCGCCGCCGGGCGAGGGCGUGACGCUGUGGCGCAGCCGGAUGAAGCCGCCCAUGUGGCACGCGCGCCUGCCGCUGCCCCUGCACCGCGACGCGCGGGCGCUGCAGACGGCGCAGCUGGUGCACGCGCACGCGCGGGGGACGCGCCUCGUGGUGGCGCGCCUGGGCCGUGCCCUGCAGCAGGUGAACCGGCAGCUGCAGCGGCUGCUGCGCCAGCGCGAGGCCACCGGCCGCAGGCUCCGUGAGGUGCGCCAGGGCCUGCUGGUGAACCAGCAGAGCAGCAAGCUGCGGAGCCACCGGCCUGAGUCGGAGAAGAUUCCUGACAAGGCAGACAGUGCCCUCACCUGGGAGAGGCAAGAGCUUCGGAUCCUGAAGAGCAAGAUGGAGAAAGACAUGGACAAGUCUGAGACUCUGCUCAAGGCCCUGGCCUCCUGCCGGGAUGCCCUGAUGUUCAACUAUAAGGAGAGGCUCCAAGUGUUGGACCUCAUAAACCAGCCCCUGGACAAGGCUCUGGAGCAGGCUUGCCGCCAUUCCUGGCUGGACCUGACCCGCAACCCGACUCCAGACACCAAGGGCACGAGGACCCCACCUCCGGACCCCCUGGCUGCUUAUACCCCAGAGUGUGCCACGCUGAUGCAGGAGGCCAAGCGGCUGCUGGUGGAGUCCACGGACAUCCUACAGGAGCUGGCGGCCAGCGAGGCCGCCGUCCAUGCGCAGCAGCAGCAGAUGUGUGACCACGUCUGUGCCACGCUGGCACAGAAAAUGCGUGAGACAAUGGAGCUGAAGGAGAGACUCACCAUGGCCUAUGGGCUGAUGCGGGGCACGAUCCAUCGGUGCACCAAGUUCAACCACGAGAUGUCCAUCACCCACGGCCUCAUCAAGGGACCCAUGACGAAGAAUUAUCUGGAGGUUCGAGAGAAGCUGGACAGACCCCUGGUGCGCGUUUACCAGAGACAUGUGGGCACCCAACUCCCCGAGGCCCUGCGGCUGGCCCAGGGCACUGACAAGCUGCAGCGCCACAUCGCGCACAUGGAGAAGAACCUGGAGGAGCUGCAGCAGAUGCGCCAGAGCCUCGCACAGAGCCUCAACAGCAAGAAGAUCGGGCAGGACGUGGACCACAAGGUGGUGCGACUGCGCCAGCGCCAGCGCUACCCAGGCGUGUGCACUGCGCAGGUGCGGCGCCCGGCCAGCGAACCGGACUUGGAGGCACGCUUGUAG